AUGACUAGCUCCAGCGCGAGUUUGAACAGAGUGCACAAGUCGUCAAGCUCUGGAACCACUCAUCGGAUCCGAGAGCAACUCAACUUCACAGACGAGCGUCGCUGGAAACGGUUCUCCGGGCGACGGCUCGAGCUGAUCGACAAGUUCGGGCUCAGCGAGCGCAAGGCCAGCGAGCAGGACGACAACAUCCGGCAGAUCGCCACGAUCCUGCGCACGGAGUUCGGGUACCCGGCGGCCACGGCCGGCGAGUUCGAGAAGCUGGUCACCGCAGCGGUGCAGUCGGUGCGCCGCAACCGCAAACGGUCGUGCAAGUCGCGGCCGACGGCGGGGUCACGUGACGAGAUGUCCGGCGUCGCUGCUGCUGCUCCGGCCCACGGCGCAGCCCCAGUCGCCGCGGCCGCGUCGACCGCCCCAUCCGCGGCCUCGUCGCCCGCCAGCGAGCCCGCCCGGUCCCUCACGCCCGCGGGCGCGGCCGCUGGCGCGGCCGCGCCGCCCCAGCUCCCGCUGCAGCGCCAAUUGCCCGCGCUGGCGGGCGCCCCAGCCCCCGUCGCCGCGGCCCCCGUCCGUGUGGUCGCCAGGACGUCUGCUCCGGAGCAGCUGCCGCCGCUCGCGCCGCAGAACUACGACGAGCUCGUCAAGGCCGUCAUCGGCGACGCGGUGCACAACCGGGUCGCGUUGCACGAGCAGUCGCGUCAGGACGACGCAUCGCCCAACCUCGCGGAUUUCGCCAUGUCCGUCAACGACGGCAGCCUGCUCAAUUUGGCCCUCUCGUCCAACCGCUCCCACGACGGCAAACACCAGAUCUCGCGCGAUGACAGAAUGCCCUUUUUCCUGCGCGAGAAAAUCCUCCUGCACAUCCAGCGGUCGCGCGCCUGCUUCGAGGUCGCGUCGUCGCAGGGCUCGCUCGAGCUCUACGCCAACCUCGAGAUCCUCGGCGAAACCAGCAUCAAGUCCUCCGUGGCGUUCGUCAUGGAGCGGUUUUUCUCAAACCUGUCCGCGUCGUCCAUGGAAUACAUCACAUCCAAGUUGUGCUCGCCGCAGGAGCUCGCGAAAAUCUCCGUCAAGUUGUUCGGCCCGGCCACCGAGCGCCAGCUCGACCAGAUGGCCCGCGACGCCCAACUCAAGGUCUUCUUCCUGGUCAUGGGCGGCAUCGUCAAGGAUUUCGGUUUCGAUCCCUGCAUAUACCCGUUGAGCGAGAUCAUGCACGACGUCAUAGUCAGGCACUAUCCGUUAGUGUGCCAUCCCUGCGGCGAUUCCAAGCGUACCACCAUCAUGUCGACGCUGUCGAUGGUCCCGGCUGCUGCCAACAAGGACGUCUACAGAAAUGUGCUUCUGAAGUUCAAGGACAAAGAACAACAUUUUACUUUCCAUCUACUGAGCAAUGGCCCGCCCACCACCGCGGAAAUCCUACAAAAUUCGCGGCAUCUGUUCCAAAUCGUGUCCCAAACCAAGAGCCUGCAUUUGAAGCAUAACGGGGCCGCAAUCAGGGACGACAUGGAGUUGGCUCGCAUCUUUAACCGCGUCACAAGAGAACAAAUCGUCAUUGAAAUUUGCGAAAUGAAACAAGAGUCCUUCGACGCCCUCAACAUUCUCAGCAGUGUAUCUGCAUCCGCCCCGCCAGAGCUCACCAAGGAUUACGUGCACACGGACCGGCAGCUGGCCGCCAAGUCACGUACCACGUCGUCCUCCACCGCAUACUCAUCCUCGGACCAUUCUGUCAGAAGCACUCCGCAACCAGGCACCGAACACCCUCAAAACAGCAUGCCCCGAAUCGCGUCUCCCACAGAGGCAGAGGGGGCCAACGGGUUAGCGUCGCCCUCAGCCGCAAUCUCAAAUAGCCCUCCAAUGGUCCGCGCCAAUCACCAGUCCAAGGGGCUCUUCGACAAAGGAAGCCUCUUCGACAAAGGAAGCCUCCCGCAGCCUGUGUUCCAACCGCUCCUAUAG
Molecule: messenger RNA, 1944 nt
Organism: Lachancea fermentati
Lineage: Eukaryota; Fungi; Ascomycota; Saccharomycetes; Saccharomycetales; Saccharomycetaceae
Source: the annotation of a GenBank genome assembly